AUGCGUCUUUCUCUUAUUGCUUCCCUUCUUAUGGCUUCAACUGCUGUCAUGGCAAUGCCCUAUAAUAAACGUGAUGAAUCUGCUGGUACAACUUUAGCCUCUGUCAAGAGAUCUUCCACAGCUUCCAUAAGCAAGAAAUCUACAUCCACCACUGCUGCCACCUCUGUUCAACCUGUUGGUGCCCCUACAGGGGCUAACGUGCAAGGUGGUGUGUACGUCUCUUGUAACAAGCCUGGUGUAUUUGCAUUGACCUUUGAUGAUGGACCUUAUGAAUACUCUUGGGAUUUGGCUAAAUCUUUGAAAGCGCAAGGUAUUGCUGCUACCUUCUUCAUUAACGGCAAGAACUGGGUCGAUGUGUUGACAGACUCUGUUACCACAUCGGAUGGUAAGAAGACCUAUUUGGAGGUGGUCAAGCAUUACAAGGAUAUGGGUCAUGAAAUUGCCUCUCAUACUUAUGAGCACAAGGAACUUGCUGGGCUUAGCGAUGCCGAGAUCGAGUAUCAAAUGAACACACAAUCCGAUGUCAUCUAUAAGGCCAUUGGAAUGAGACCUGCCAUUAUGCGUCCUCCUGCUGGUUCAUACGACGACAAUGCCUUAAAGGUGCUGAGAACGCUCGGCUACAGCGUUGUUACCUGGGAUAUUGAUACUAGAGAUUGGGCCACUCACAAUUUGAAUGACGAAGAGAAUGCAUACAAGACCAUGGACAAGGAUACAUCAUCAACGCUCGGACACAUUACAUUGGAGCAUGAAGUCUAUGAUCAAACAGUGAACGACCUCGUUCCCUGGGCCAUCAAAUACGUUAAAUCAAAGAACUACAAAUUUGUUACCAUGUCUGAAUGCUUGGGCGUUACUGAUUAUUAUCAGUAG
Molecule: messenger RNA, 867 nt
Organism: Mucor velutinosus
Lineage: Eukaryota; Fungi; Mucoromycota; Mucoromycetes; Mucorales; Mucoraceae
Exons: 2
Coding region: 1-867 (288 amino acids)
Biological process (GO): carbohydrate metabolic process
Molecular function (GO): hydrolase activity, acting on carbon-nitrogen (but not peptide) bonds
Source: RefSeq, a predicted model, not a curated record